Tigriopus californicus is the source of this 1280-nucleotide messenger RNA. RefSeq lists its product as uncharacterized. The coding region runs from base 407 to 1156 and encodes 249 amino acids. The transcript is spliced from 4 exons. The record is from RefSeq and is a predicted model, not a curated record. Lineage: Eukaryota; Metazoa; Arthropoda; Copepoda; Harpacticoida; Harpacticidae.
GCGCGUUGGUCCUAAAACUGGUUUUCGGCUGACAUCUAAGUUAUUCCAAGUUGCGCGUUCUGCGUUGAAAAGUCAUUUCUUGUCUCGUUUCUUGAGCAAUAACAAAGUGGUUUUGGUGGUGCAUCUGACGUGGAAAUGAGCUCAGGAACGAUCAUUUUAAUCCAUUAAUCAUCGAGAAGGAAGGUUCCUUAGACCCACUUCCCAUUCUCAAGUGACCAUGACCCGUCGUCUCGUCCAAAUGCCACUUCAGACUCUCCCGAGUACACUUUGAAUUUCCAAUCCCCUUUCCCACGAGCUGGGAGCAAAUCUAACACGCACCCAGUCCCACGUCCCACGUCCCACGUUCUAUCAAUACGGCGACUACUCGGUUCCAUUUGUUUCCGGAACACCCUGAACAACAUAAGUCAUGGAUGAGGAGCGACGAGCUCUGGAAGCGAUCUGGACCCAGUCGGAUGACCACCGCUCCAUUGUGUUCGAGAACGGUACGGAUCUGUGGAUCGAGGUGAUUGGCACUUUCAGUCCGAAGAGGCCCGAGAGGCCUCGCCAUGAUGAUGAGGAGGGUGAGGACGGGGCUCAAAGCCCAACGGUCCCUUCGUACAAGAAUUUCUCAUCAUUCUCGAAAAUGCGAGUGGAACCGCGUUCUUCGAAUUCCUGGAAGUUUCUUGGAGAAUCCGCCGGGAUCCUGUCCACUUUGCCUUCUAUGGAGAUCCUCGCCCUGUUCCCCGACAGUUAUGAACUGUCAGUGAAGCACGAAUUUACCUUUGUGGCCAAAGUCCUCCAGCCUCCAGAUGGUGAAGGUCCAGACAUUCUUGUCGGAGGACAGUCAACCUACCAUUUUAAUGAAAUACCCCUCCUCGGUCCUGGCGAGUCCUUCAGCCUCCGUCUUGCAUCCAAGACCCCGGCCCCACUUCAACUCUUGUGCAAAUGCGUCCUGCUCCGCUCCGUGGAACAAAGUCAAGCUUCAUUGGAUCCUAUUUCUUCAUCAUCAUCAUCAUCAUCAUCUUCUUCCUCUGCUUUAUCGCCCUCGUCCAGUCUGUGUAGUACAUCGGGAUGCCAAGUCAUCACAUUGGAAGAUAGGGUGGCUCAGCUACCACUGCCCAAUCGACUAAAGAAUAUAGAAUUAAUGAACCUCUUCGCACAAGUGCGAUCCCACUGAGAUAGAGUACAGUCAGUAUACUAAUUCCAAAUUAGUAAUCCACUUGUCCCCAUGUUGUAUUUCAUUCCAAUCGAUGAAGACUAAGUAAUAAACGACCAUGCCAAAGUGAGGCUAUUCCACUCUA